Messenger RNA from Kockovaella imperatae, 1602 nucleotides. RefSeq names its product Sucrase/ferredoxin-like-domain-containing protein. NCBI's taxonomy places the organism in Eukaryota, Fungi, Basidiomycota, Tremellomycetes, Tremellales, Cuniculitremaceae. The record is from RefSeq and is a predicted model, not a curated record. The transcript has 3 exons. The coding region runs from base 226 to 1572 and encodes 448 amino acids.
UAUCAGGACCUUUGAGCUCGCGACUUUUGUUCACGGAGUACGCGGGGAACUCCGUAGAAAUUACGGCAUUAAACCCAAAGCACUUCGGCCGAAUGACGAAACGCUCGAAGAUCUCGCAGUACGUAGGUCUCAGUAUCGUAAUCACUACGAGGGAACCCAUUUCACUCGUUCUUACUAGGGUAGAACUACGGCGACUUGGUCGGCAAAGCCCUUUGGAGCAUCAAGAUGCUUCGCAAGCUGUCCUCGCAACUCAGCGGCGCUGUCUCCUCCUUAUCGGCGUCUGGUGACAAACUCCCUCCUCAACAUGAUUCGGCAGGCAGAGCUGAAUCCUAUGCCAAGUUUGCAGAGGUCAUGAAUGAAGCGCACAUACCAGCGGACUCAUCGGACUGUGCGGCCUGCGAUCAUCCUUGUACUGUCGGUCCUGAGGAUGGCACGUCGGCCGGGACCAUCGCGGAGAGCGGUCAGAUCUGGGAUGGUAAAUCUUAUCGUGAUUAUGUGAUGGACAAGUAUGGAGAUCUUGGGGAGUUGCCGAAAGGCUUCGAUACGGACUGGGACUCGGAGCUGGCGGGAAGUGGUCAACCUGCGAGGGGUCGUGUUGUAGUCAUCUCUACUGGAAAGAGCAAUUGGGAGAGAGAUCAUACAGUGGGGUCUUUUUCUUUUUUUUUUGACUCCGUGGCAACGCUGAAAUGUGUUCAGGAUGAGAAGGACAGCUUUGCAUACCAACUAGACCAAUACCUUCAGACUCUACCUGCUAACAAGGCUGGUAAAGGACCCAAGAGGACAGUGGACUUCGAUACGCGGCCUCCUCUCGACCAAUUUAUCGCUCCUGUUGCGCCAAUCGCUGAAGCGCAACUUGCACCACCUUCCCUAUACUCUUCCUCAUUGAUAUCACAAGCGGAUGAUCCCGAAGACCAGAGUGUGCUGGUUUUUCCCGACUGGAAAGUCGUUCACGAAGUGGAAAAUACUCGAGAGGGCGCUGAAAGGCUUUAUCAAGACGCCUUGCGAGGCGGUCUCGGGAAAGCCGGCGAGGCUUCGCAGAGCGAGAGUGACAGGGAGGGAGUUGGUAGGAAACGAAGCUGGGUGUUGCCAUAUCGUGCAGUGAUUCUGCUCUGCUCCCAUAAAAGACGAGACAACCGCUGUCACAUCGCCGCACCGCUGCUACGCUCAGCUCUCAUCACCUGCCUGUCAAAGUAUGACAUAACGGUCGACGAGACUGGCUCCUCAUUGUGCGGUCUGAAUGGACCUCCGUUGGAAGAGUUGGAAGGUGACGAAGCCGCAAGAGAAGCAGAGACCCAAAGACGAAUCGAUGAAAUUGAGUCCGUCCACGGAGGUGAAGGCGGAGAAGUGGGUAUUUUCAACAUCAAUCAUCUCGGAGGUCAUAGAUACGCUGGAGUGAUGCUGGUCCUCUUGCCAUCCGGUGCUUUCCUGAGCUACGGUCGAGUCACGCCUCAAGAGAUUCCCAGAGUUGUAGAGGACACGAUACUCAAGGGCAAAAUUGUACCGGGACUGUUGAGGGCGGCAGCGGGCGUGGAGCGGUCGGCGGGUCAGGGUCACUCCUUAUUAAAGUGGUAGAAGCAAAUGCAUCCCGCAUACACAACGAGU